Molecule: messenger RNA, 268 nt
Organism: Dentiscutata erythropus
Lineage: Eukaryota; Fungi; Glomeromycota; Glomeromycetes; Diversisporales; Gigasporaceae
Source: the annotation of a GenBank genome assembly
AGAACUUUGCAAGGAAGAAGCAGAAGAUUUAUUUAAUGAAAUAGAUAGCAAUACAAUAGUUGAAUUGGAACUUUCAACAAAUAUAAUAGAAUAUCUCCAAGAUCUACUCGGCGGUGAUAUUGAAAGUGCAUUGUCUAAGAUAGAAAGUCAAUUAUUAUUAUGGGUUAGAGAGCCGUAUCUUGUCCCUGCUUCUUUGCAUCAUUUACCCGAUCUUGUAAUGCACAUAACUGCUGGUGCAAUAUUCGAUGCUUAUUCCGAAGGCUAUUAG